Messenger RNA from Saccostrea echinata, 3547 nucleotides. RefSeq names its product rho family-interacting cell polarization regulator 1-like. Bases 272 to 3313 code for a protein of 1013 amino acids. The transcript has 24 exons. NCBI's taxonomy places the organism in Eukaryota, Metazoa, Mollusca, Bivalvia, Ostreida, Ostreidae. The record is from RefSeq and is a predicted model, not a curated record.
CUUAAAAUAUUUUUCUUGAAAAAACAGAUUUAAGGGAACGUACAGGAUCAUUGGCUGAAAAGAUCGGAGAUUAAUAUCCUGAAGAAAGGAUUCCGACUGAUUACAAAGGGAUUUAGAUACAGGGUUUAUUACGGAGAAGCUGUGGGAUUCCUGUGUUUGACUAUUUCUGGAUUUUUAUGAUCUGUUUGAUAAGUUAAAAAUUUGAUCAGUGGAGAUAUCAUUAACAGGGAAUUUAAAAAGUUAGUGUCACAGGACCGAGCAUCGUAACAUCAUGGAGUAUAAUUCACCUCUGGUCAAACAAAACCGGCUGCAAAUUUUCAAAGGGGUCAAAAGAUCGGUGACGUUUUCAAUGGGUCAAAACGUGUCCAAUAAACCAGUGGUCAAACGUAGAGGAAAUGAUGACAAAAAAGUUUCAAGACAUGCCAGUUUUCUGGGAAUAGGGCGGACAAAAGUUCCUAUGACCAGAAAAGAUCCCUUCCAGUUGGAUAACCAUGUUCAAUUGGAGCACAUCACACACAUUAGUAAAUCAACGCCUGUCCUAAGAAGUCACUCAUUUGGGGGUGGUCUAGUCAUGAAGGCCCACCACGACAUGCAGCAUACCCCCUCUGGGGCACCUGUUCUAGGGGAGACGUUCCGUGCCCGGGGACAAUGGAGCCUCCAUAAAAACACCUCUACCUCCAAGUCCAGUCCCGGCAUCAGCUUCCGGAAAUCACCAAAGAUGCCAAAAGUGCCAAGACCAAACCGGACUCUACUGAUGUUUGAGAGUGUUAAAAAUGGAAUAAGAGAAUUUAUCCAGGCCACUAGGGAAGACAUUGAGGCUCUACAUUCCAGAACUGUUGACCAGACCACUACAUCUCAAGGAAGAUUAUUGGAGACAGACAAGCAAAUCAAAGCUGCUGAGAGGUAUAUGAAGAGAUUAGAAUUCCACCUGGCCAAGAUAGAAGAACUCCAUGACCAUUAUCGUGUUCAGCAACAAAUGAGAGAAGGCACUAGAACAAUGCAGAGAGCUUUCACUGUGUCGCCCCACCGAAAGAAAGACUCAAUGGAGAGAGUUCGAUAUGGUCUCAAGGAGUGCUCCCAGACUAUGUGCUCCAUAGAGGCCCAACUUGAAGCCAUGAUGGGGACUUUCUCUUGUAAACUCAAAGGAAUGGCUGGAUUUGCACGACUCUGUCCUGGGGAUGUUUUUGAAAUUGUGAUCAAACAUGGUACACAGAAAUGGAAGUCAAAAGGAAGGAUAGAGAAGAAUGGGACACAGAAAUGGGAUAAUCCAGACUUUAAGUUUAAAGCUGUCAUUGGGGACGUUUUUAAUAUUAAGGGCAUUGAGUUAAGGCUGCUCAAGUCAGUGACGCUUGGUCAGAAGAAAUGUGAAACCAAGGAUUUGUUUUCUGCCAAUCCACAGCUGAUGACGGUCAGCAUUAACACAAAUGGCUCGCUCAAACUCAGUGUUAUAAUUAUCUGGAACCCUUUGGAUGGUGUGGAGGAGACAAUGCCUUAUUUCGAUGUUCCUCUUCGGCAGCCGAGCGCACCUAGAAGGCGACCUGUGUCUGUUAUGGCACUUAAUGGAGAACUGACACAGAGUGACUUCCUUGGGCCUGAGAGAAGAUAUUCUAACCCUGUCAGUCUGACACAAACAAAAGACGAUAAUUUCAUCCUCAGAACUUCAGCUCCUCCUACUGCACACACCUCACCCAAUCACUAUGGAAACCAUUUAUCCAGCCAAUCAAAUGUCCUGUACUUGCCUGGUGCUUCCCCACAAUUCAUGAAUACCCAUUCUCCUCCAGUGACUUCAAAACUUGUUGCCCCACGGCAACAGAUUCCUCAGAGAUAUACUGUGUCGCAACCAAACUUAAACUCGGGGUUGGGAACCUCCCCCACCCCCAGCAGAAUUCCACAGUUUCUGUCUAGUGGCUCUCAUGAUACUUAUGGAAAUAUGCACUUUAAUGUGGCUAUGGGACAUGGAAUUACAUUGACUAAGGAUGAGCCCAUACAUAUUGAGGAUGCUCUGAAUAGUUUGAGUGCAAGUCUGGAGGAUUACCAUGGGCAAUAUAGAGAGCUGGAGAAGUUAGAAGAUGUGGUGGUCAUGUUGGAACAAGUUCUUCGAAAAGAGUCUAGGUGCAGUUCUCGGACAGGCAGUAUAUGUGUGUCUGUACAAGAUGCCCUCGGUGCUUUCGAUUUCCUGGAUACUGAGGUGACAGAGGAAGGGGAGACAAGUCAGGAAUCUACAAUUUUUGACAAUGUGAUGUCUAGUCCUGAGUCUACAGCUAAGACUGCAGAUUCCGGCAUUGAGUCACUGGCCAAGCGGUUGUCGGAGGACACUAACCUGGGUUCCAGUGAAGGUUCAAGUCCUCUUCCACCCAGCACUGGAAAUGAACAUGUGGAUCAAGCCCUUGUGUUUCAUCUGGUUUAUUGUGAAAGACUGCUGGAGAGUUUAGGAAGUUUUGGACCCCUAAAAUGCAGGGAGAUUUAUGCUCUGGACAGACUACAGAAGCAAGCUGAGAUUAUAGAACAUUUAAUAAAGAUCUCACAGUCAUCUGAUAUUAAUCUUCAUGCAAUUAUGGCAGAGCUCAGUGAUGAUAAAAGUUUACGUGAAUUCUGGGUGAGGUGUACAGACACAAAUGUUCUCUAUAUUCACCCAGAGAAACUUGUAGGUGCCUUCGAACAAAAGUAUGGAGCACAACUUCAGAGUAAAUACAGCAGGGAUCCUAAGAAAGUGUUGAGACAUUUGGUGAUGAGAAUCUUAGAUGUUCCCAGCUAUGACCCAGAGAAGGUCAAGGCCACAUGCAUAGUCACGCUUCACCAGUUUCUGCAGUAUUUCAAAGAUGAGGGAGGCUUACAAAAUGUAGAUGCUGUUGCUGCAGAAUUACAAAUGAUUGAAAAACUCUGCUCUGGUAAAACAGAGAGUAUAAUUAAGUGUGUGAUGUCCCUCAAAGGAAGCUUUCCCCCUGCACCAUGCCUCAAAGUAAUGGGGGCUCUGUUGAUCAGUGGCAGUAAUGAGGUGGCCAGGACAGUAGAGUCCUACUUAGAAGACAUCGCAAAAACAAAGGAGUUCAGAGACAAGGCAUUACUGGUAUUUGUGGAGGGCUUGGAGGACAAGACACCAGAGAUCAGGGCUGGAGCCUGUGAAGCUCUGGGCAAACUAGAGGCAUCAGAGAGUAUAGCACAGCUUUCCUAUCUCUGUCAGACGGACACCUCUACGGUGGUCAGGGUCAGGUCCAAACAAGCCCUCUUCUCUUUUGGUGAAGUUGGUCGACAUGCAUUCGAAGAGAUUCAACUGUCUACCCAUGGCUUCCAAGGAUUGCAGGUCAGAAAGUAGGUCAACUGAGGACACAAAAGUCAAGCUCCCCUCCCCCCCUGCCCAAAGCCAUGGGGCUCUCUUAAGACAAAAUGAUUGUUGAGUCUGGACAAGGAUAAAAUCAUCCCCGGAUCCAGUUCAUAAGAAAGAGGAGGAAAACAGAAAGGCAUCUAUUACAGAGGAUUAUUUAUUAGUGUCAUGAGAAUACAAAAUUGGAUCCAUUUUGCCACAAAAAAAUGGAACAGACUAGUUGGC